CAUAGCAACGUGCGUUCCCGGGAGAGGGGAAGGGUAGGAGGAACGGGGGGAAUGGCGCCGAGGAAUGGCCGUGGCCCAGGCAGGGGUCGGAAACGCUGUGUGCUCACCUUCAGCGAGGAGGACAGGAGGGAGUUUCUAACUGGCUUUCAUAAGCGAAAGGUGGAGAGAAAGAAAAAGGCCUUGGAAGAAAUUAAAAAGAAACUGAAGGAGGAACACAAACGUGUGAAGGAGGAGAGGCGUAAAGAAUAUUUGAAGAUGUACAAAGAAAGACAAGAAGCUUUGGAGGAAGCUGAUGAGUUAGAUCAACUGGCAACCUCCAAGAAAGAGUCUAUUCAAUAUGACCAUCCAAAUCACACGGUCACCGUGACAACGAUCAGCAAUAUUGAUUUGGCUGGCAGGAAUUUAUUCCCCCAUCGUGCCAAUCAGGAGUCGGAAGAAAAUGAGGAAGAGCAGGCACAGGAGAAUGAUGUGGAAGAGGAAAUGCUUGUGAAAACCAACAACCCAUUACCGAAGAAACGAGAUGAGCCCAUAUUAUCUGCAAAGAUUUCUUCGCUGACGUCUGCACUACACACAGCAAGUAGAAAUAAGAAAGGAAAGAAGAGGAAACAUUCUCGUGAUAAGGUCCAGCCCCCCAUCAAAGGCAAAACCACAAAAUCACAAAGGAGAAAACGGACGGGAAAACUAGGGGGUGAGAUGUGAGUCUCAUGAACCCUUUCUCUUGGACCUCUCUGCUCCAAAUCACACAAGAAGUGAUAUCAGUGCUUGAACUGAAUAAUCAAAAUCUCAAGGCCUCUUUGUAACUGGAGGCAGUUUGGCCAGAAGAUUGUUUGCUACACUUGGAAGAUGCCAGAUCAAUCCUUGUAAGGGCCCUGUGUUUGAAUUUUGUUUUUAAGAUAAUAUUUCUCCUCCUGAUAAAUAUGAAUAAGAGAGUAUUUAUUUUAGAACGAAUGUUUCUUAUUCAGGUCCUUGGCAUCCAAUAUGCAUUGUUCUUCAUCUACCAAGUUCCUCAAUCCACAACAUGGCUGUCACCUGUGAUAUAUGUGAAACCUGCUAAUGUGGUCCAUGUAACCUUACAGGAGUUUGGGCAUCUCUUUGCCAACUACUUAAAAUCUACAAUGAGAUAAAGGCUAUUCAGUCCAGCCUGCUCUGCUUGGAGUUACAGGUAUUCUGAGGUGGACUUUUAUCUUCAUUUGGCCUCUGCUACCUGUCCUGAAAGGCACACAGAAGUUCCACGAGGUACACUUGGAAUA
Mobula hypostoma (lesser devil ray) is the source of this 1250-nucleotide messenger RNA. It is a transcript of the gene nol12, whose product is annotated as nucleolar protein 12. The record is from RefSeq and is a predicted model, not a curated record. The transcript has 6 exons. Bases 52 to 699 code for a protein of 215 amino acids. Gene Ontology annotation, cellular component: nucleolus. Gene Ontology annotation, molecular function: rRNA binding. Lineage: Eukaryota; Metazoa; Chordata; Chondrichthyes; Myliobatiformes; Myliobatidae.